Messenger RNA from Engraulis encrasicolus (European anchovy), 1792 nucleotides. RefSeq names its product gastrula zinc finger protein XlCGF57.1-like. NCBI's taxonomy places the organism in Eukaryota, Metazoa, Chordata, Actinopteri, Clupeiformes, Engraulidae. Bases 83 to 1792 code for a protein of 569 amino acids. The record is from RefSeq and is a predicted model, not a curated record. Gene Ontology annotation, biological process: regulation of transcription by RNA polymerase II. The transcript is spliced from 4 exons. Gene Ontology annotation, molecular function: RNA polymerase II cis-regulatory region sequence-specific DNA binding; DNA-binding transcription factor activity, RNA polymerase II-specific.
AUCAACAAGGCGGACCACGCGCAGUCGAGUCAUUUGUCUCACGAAGAACCCGCUCCCUGUUUGUGACACAUCAGUCAGUGAGAUGGAGAUGGAGGAUAGCAGUGAUGACACGCUGCACACACCCCUUCCCCAGAAGGAACGACACGUGUGCAAAGACUGUGGGAAAGCUUUUAGUCGAAACACAACACUCGUGAAUCACGGUAGAAUUCACACUGGCGAAAAACCUUUUGAAUGUCCCAAGUGUGCAAAGUGUUUUACCUUUAAAGAAACACUUUUCGUCCACAUGAAGUCCCACUCUGAAGAGAAACCUUGCAUUUGCACGUUCUGUGGGAAAGGAUUCCAUACUCAGCAGACAUUAAAAAGUCACCAAUUAACGCACAAUGGGGAAAAAGUUCAUAAGUGCACACAGUGUGAAAGUACAUUUUUGAGAUUUAAUUCUUUGAAACUCCACUUGCGGCUUCACUCGGGAGACAAGCCUUAUCCUUGCAAAGAGUGCGGCAAGUCGUUUGCUCAGAAACCUCACCUGAACACUCACAUGAAAAGUCACACCGGGGAGAAACCGUAUCAUUGUACGUAUUGUGGGAAGAAGUUCUCCCAGUCGAGCCAUCUGAGAGUCCAUGUCAGGAUUCACACAGGAGAGAGGCCUUACAGCUGCUCGAUGUGCGAUAAGACUUUCAUCACAUCAGGCCAUUGGAAAUGUCACAUGAGAGUUCAUACUGGGGAAAAGCCACACCCUUGCUUAGACUGUGGAAUGAGCUUUUCAACAUCUACCGAGCUGAAGUCUCACAAGCAGCGAAAACACAGUGGAAAUAAAAAGCCAUAUAACUGCACUGUGUGUGGAAUGAAUUUCGCCCUCCUUCCGGACCUUAACGGUCACACACAGCGAAAACACAAGGGAGAAAAGGUUCACGCGUGUGACAUUUGCGGACAAGCUUUUGUGACACCUAGCUAUCUUAAACAUCACAAGCUGCGAAAUCACACUGUGGAAAAACCUCAUCGCUGCAACGCCUGUGAAAAAUCCUUCGCCUCAUCGGGUGAACUGAAGAGGCAUACAGAGAGGAAACACUCCGGAGUAAAGUCUUAUACUUGCAGCACAUGUGGAAGUUGUUUCAGCACGUCUAGUGAUCUCAAAAUACAUACAAAGAGAAAACACCUCACAGAGAAACCAUUUGUCUGUGCAGUAUGUGGUAAAAGCUUUCCCAUAUCUCAGUAUCUGAAGAGUCACAUGAAAGUUCACACUGGGGAGAAACUGUAUCAUUGUACGCAUUGUGGGAAGAAGUUCUCCCAGUCGUGCCGUUUGAGAGUCCAUGUCAGGAUUCACACGGGAGAGAGACCUUACAGCUGCUCCAAGUGUGAUAAGGCCUUUAUGACAUCAUCCCAUUUGAAGUGUCACAUGAGGGUUCACACUGGCGAUCCUAAAGAACAUACAAAGAGCAAACACUCAGCAUCUCAGUAUCUGAAGCACCAUUCAAGGCAACAUACACAGCAACAACAAACCAGAGCUGGUGUCCUUGCAUGUCACAAGAAGCAAAGCCCUUCUGCCUCCGCUGCUCCUCCUGUCUCCCAGGCCGUGUCCUCCCCUCGUCCCCCAGGCCUCAGUGCUCUACAGCCACCACUGAAGCCAGCCAGCGUACGACUGGUGGACUGCAGACACCUGCUUGGAGUGGGAAACGCAUACAAGGUCAAGGUUAAGGAUUCUGCCAGUGUGGACCUGCUGCCUCUGACGUGCAGUGGAAAGAGGGGAGGAGGAGGACUGCUGCAUCUACCAGGCCAGUCAGCGUACGACUUGUAG